Messenger RNA from Diaporthe citri, 1422 nucleotides. RefSeq lists its product as uncharacterized. Bases 1 to 1422 code for a protein of 473 amino acids. The record is from RefSeq and is a predicted model, not a curated record. Lineage: Eukaryota; Fungi; Ascomycota; Sordariomycetes; Diaporthales; Diaporthaceae. The transcript has a single exon.
AUGGACACCAGAACGAACCGAACACACUCACCCAGCGCACGCUUCUAUGCCAACCGCCAGUCUGAAGGUCCCGAAGUAUUCGACGUGCUCCCCCACCUUGCCCCUGCGGAACAGCCACUUCCUCGACUUGUUCCUCCAUUCAGCCAUUUCCAAGGCUUCUCAGCGCCGGCGUCAUCUCGUCGGUACAUCAACAACUGCGCGGCAUGUCUAUCAGAUGAAAGGGUCUCUCCUCGAACUGCGAUCCCCUUCCAUGAUCAUCGAGAAUGGGAGCCACCGAGACAGCAUAUGGAAAAUUUAUCAGACGAAAAUGAUCACAUGCCCUCGACGGGCUACGGCUCACUCCAACACUAUGUCGGCAGCCAUGUGCAUACUCACGAGCAUAGUCACGGCUUGUCUAGCCCAGAACGAGCCCGACAGCUCUCCGAGCCUCCGACCUACAUCACACCGCCUCCGCAAUAUUUUUUAAGCCCCGAGAAUGCUCCUGCUUUUGCAGAAAGGCCCGUCUCCCUGAUGCUUACUCCACGGGAAACCACGGUCGGGCCUGUCCAAAUCCUUGUCCAACACCAUGGCCUUGGACGCAACACUAUUCGAGUCCCAUCAAACAGCGACGUGAGCGACGCCGGCCAGCAACCCCGAGAACUUACUACUGUGCGGCCCCUCCUCGCGGCCAACGAAGAAGGCGAGCCCGCCUCCAUUUCAGGCGAUGACGAGGAUGCCAGCUCCACCGUCUACCCCUACGACAGCACCUCCAUGGCAUCAUCUUCCACGGCCUUCCAUGCGGACCACGGCGGCCCGGCAAGGCCCCUGGAGGAGGCCGUCGUUGAGGUCCACAACACCUGCCUCGCCGCCACGCAUCGAUACCUCGAGUCGCUACGCGUAAAUUGGGAGCUCCGCCAUGGGCGCGAAAUCCUGACAACAUCAUCGGGGCUAGCAGGACCGACCAGGCGUAUACGCGACCGCGCCGGCGCCCGGGGCUCGCCUUACUCGCUCCAACGACGACAGACCAGGCGGGCACUUAGCGACAACAGCGGCCUGGAGUACAUGCGCGGCCUGCGGGAAGACGAGGACGCGAGCGAGGACGGUGGUACCCAGGGCCGACGGCAGCAGCCGCAGGCCUGCCCCAUCCCGGCGCCCACGGACUCGCUGCUCCAGAACACGUCGCGCAUCUGCGAGCUCAUCUGGCGCCGGGCGCGCCGCGACCGCGAGGACGUGCUGGGGGCCGAGGCCGGCGGGGCGCGCCGCAUUGCCCUGCUGGUCGAGUGCGCCGAGGCCGUGGUUCUCUACGACGCCGCCGAGUGGGAUGGGGACCCGGAGAGGGCGUUCUAUGCGGCGUGCCGCGCGGGGCGGGACCUUUGUCAGGAGCUAGGGGACUUCCGCGGGAUUGGGAGGGUUGAUGGUAUUAUCGAGAGGGGGGAGGUUUAG